Molecule: messenger RNA, 3568 nt
Organism: Patella vulgata (common limpet)
Lineage: Eukaryota; Metazoa; Mollusca; Gastropoda; Patellidae
Product: phospholipase A and acyltransferase 2
Exons: 5
Coding region: 560-1108 (182 amino acids)
Biological process (GO): N-acylphosphatidylethanolamine metabolic process
Cellular component (GO): cytoplasm
Molecular function (GO): A2-type glycerophospholipase activity; glycerophospholipid phospholipase A1 activity
Source: RefSeq, a predicted model, not a curated record
UACCCUUUCAUUUCCGUUAAAAAAUGACGUGAUGUAAUUUCCAGUUUACAAUAAAUAAUACGUCGGGAAACACUUACUAGGAAAAAAUGAUUCGCCAUUGGAUGUCGGACCCGAAAAACUAGCGUACCAUGUGAUUUUAAUCUUCAGUCAUAGAAAUAGAAUCUCAAAAGUCGAUUAUUUCCUACCGGGAAAUUGAAAUCGAAAGUAAAACAGUUUUUUUUUGUAAUUCGUAGAAAUGGCAAAUAUUAUUGAUGAAUGAAGUCUUUAUGAUCAAAACAAAGAUUCAGACCAUCAGCCCGAGGUAUAAAUGAAUAAUCAACCCGCUUUUUAUGUAGCACUUUAAUGGUGGAAUUACCAUCUCAAUUGAAUACUGGUAACUGGAUAAAACAGACUAAGAUUUUACCUACUUUCUUCAUAUAUUUGUAGAACUUUAAUUAUUGAAUUACCAAUUAAAUACUGGAAAAAACAGACUAAGAUUUGGCCUACUGUGAGAACUUUAAUCAUUUAAUUAAUAUACCAAUUAAAGACUGGACAAAAAAGCCAACUAUUAGUAUUAAGAAUGCAGCGAACAAGUGAUGUAAUGAUCCAUAAUACUACUGUAUUAAGUGACCUCCAAGAGGGAGAUAUUGUCGAGUUCGAUCGUGGACUUUAUUCACAUUAUGGUGUUUAUGUUGGGAAUGAAGAAAUUGUUCAUUUAGCCGGUGAAGAUGAAUAUGAUGGUUUAGGUGACGUCAAUACCAGUCAUCUCUUCAGUAUUUCUGGACAAAGAUUCAACAAAGCCUGGGUGAAAAAAGAUAGUUUUUGGACCGUGACCAGCAAUUCUAGAGCCAAGAUAAAUAACAAAGAUAACAAGAGAAAGCCAUUACCGAAACGUCAAAUAGUGGAGAAUGCAUUAUCUCGAUUGGGUCGUGUUGGCUACAACCUUAUCUACAGUAACUGUGAACAUUUCGCUAAUUGGUGUCGAUAUGAAGUCGAGAAAAGUGAACAGGUUGAUAAUUGGUUAACAGGACUGGCACUGGGGGUUGCAGGGGUUUUAACGGUUGUUGGAGCAGCGUUUUUGAUGCCUCAGAAAGAUGAGAAAGGGAAAGAAAGGGCCCAAGAACAAUAGUUGUAAAGAUUCCAAGAUUGCCAGUGAAAUUGAAUUUAUAAAGUUGUAUAUAAUUCAUCUUUAUGUUUGUAUAUAAAAUGUUUAUAUUUUUAACCAGAACAGAAGACUUUUAACGUGAUUUUAAUGCCAUAAAAUUCCUUGCUAACUACAAUAUUAUGAAAAUGGAAUCUCUAAUAGUAAUAUCAGUUCGACAAUAGUUGAAUAUCAGUUCAGUAUUUACAAAUACAUGUAUGUAACAAAUUGAAAAUUACAUCAAAAUACAUUGUGUAAUAAGCAAGACGUCAUCUUUAUCUCCCGGGAACCAAAUUGAUGAUCCUGUUUAGCAUCUGAUUGAAUUCAAGCUGUGAGAUUAUCUAGGGGGUACGCGAUUAAACGUUCUGGACUUGAAUUCUCAAAAAUAAUCACAAUCGAGUGAAAAGGGGGAUUUCGGGUUACAGCAUAAGAAAAUCAGCUGUCAUGGUUGGUUGAGAUAUUUUCUUAUGCUGUGUUUAAUUACGUCACGAUUCUACUUACACCACCUCCUGUGACAGGACUGAAUUCCGCGUCAUUCAAUUGCAAAUCUGUCAGUUCGGAACGUUCUGGACUGAGAAUCAAGCAUCCCUUAAGCAUUGGUAUUUUUAUUUUGGAUUUCUUGAUUAAAUGUUAAAUAAUCAAUUUGAGUACAUUUUUGCAUAUAUUAAAGAUAGAUUAUGGGAGAUAAGAUAAAGAGAUGGCAGUUCUCGCUAUAAUAGUUUAAAACUAGAUAGUGUAAAGGUAAUUUGCUGAAAAUUUCAGUCAAAUUGAUCCACUAUAAGCCGAGAAAGAAGCCGAUGAAAUUUUCGCAUAGUCUCAGUUAUCAUCACUAAAAUCAUUAAUAUAAAAAGCAUAGUCUCGAUUACCCUCUUUUCUGAUUUAAUUAUCUUUGGCCGUUAGCGGCAUAUAGGAAUCUAAUCAAGCCUACAUCGAAGGCUAGCCUUGACAUCGAGAGUCAUUAUACACAACAAACAAUCUGACAAAAAAGAUCUGAGCUUCGGUGUACCGCAGGGCUCAGUUUUAGGCCCAAUUUUGUUUAGCAUAUACACCACCCCAUUGUCCAAAAUUAUUGAGAAACAUGGUCUGCAGUUCCAACUUUACGCAGAUGACACUCAGUUGUACCUGUCGUUUAAACCCUCUCUGCCUGGAGAUUUCAAUACAUCAAAAUAUCAAAUUGAAGAGUGUAUUAUUGAAAUUCGUGUAUGGAUGGGAAUCAAUUUCCUUAAACUGAACGACGAAAAGACUGAAUACAUUCUUUUUGGAUCAAACAGUUUAGUAUCUAAGUUUGAUAAAGGUGUUUCACUCUUAGUUGGUGAGCAUGAAAUAAUCCCAACAUCUUCAGUCUGUAACAUUGGUGUUAUCUUUGACAGUGAACUAUCCAUGGAGAAACAAAUUAGCAAUAUUUGCAGAUCUUGUUAUUUUCAACUGAGGAAUAUAAGUAAAAUCAGUAAAAAUUUGCCAGUUGAGUCCAUCAAAACUGUUGUUCAGGCGCUUGUCACAUCACGAUUAGAUCAAUGUAAUUCGUUACUUAUUGGUUUACCAUCUCGUCUCACUGAUAAAUUGCAAAAGGUUCAGAACGCCGCAGCUCGUCUCAUUACCAGAAGUAAAUAUAAUGAUCAUAUCACCCCUAUUUUAAUUCAACUUCACUGGUUACCCAUUGUUUUUAGAAUUCAAUAUAAGGUCAUUCUUUUAACUUUUAAAUGUUUAAAUCAUAUGGCACCGUUGUAUUUAUCGUCGCUUUUAGAUAUAUAUUCCCCUACUCGUACAUUGAGGUCCUCAAGUGACCAUUAUUCACUUGUCUGUAAAACAGCUAGACUGAAAACUUAUGGUGAACGAUCGUUUACAGUGCAGGCCCCUAAACUGUGGAAUAAGCUCCCACUUACUCUCAGAAGUUCUACCUCUUUAUCGAGUUUUAAAUCGCAAUUGAAAACACUUUUAUUCAAACAAGCUUUUGAUUUAUAGAUUUAUUUUUACUGUUUUAAUUUUAUACAAUUAUUAUAGAUUUUUAAACGUAUGUUUUAUUUUUUUUAUAGUUUUUUAUGUAAUAUAUAUUGUACAGCGCAUCUGAACACAUUUUGUGAAAGCGUGCGCUAUAUAAAUGAUGAUAAUAAUAAUAAUAAUAUUAUGGUCUGGAUAAGUUAAUUAAUGUCUAAUUGAUAAUUUAGAUAAAAUUUCAGGCCUAAGGAAAGACUUGUAAUAAGCAGAUUUUGCUCUUGCAUAAUGCAUGUUUAAGCUGUGAGAGAUUCUAUAUUUUCCUUAAAUUUAAUUUUUAUUUCUAAACUGAACUCAAAUGGUAUUUAUGUAUGAUAGAUUUAGAAGUAAUAAUAUUUCUACCAUAAAAAAAACUGACGCAUGCAAGGGAAGACUUCAACUUUCUUAUGAGGAAAAGUCUUAGAAGUCUUUAAUCUUUUUCUGACAGAUAAAGAACUGGAGUUUAUAUAAGAUGAA